Amphibalanus amphitrite is the source of this 3213-nucleotide messenger RNA. RefSeq names its product 3-hydroxyanthranilate 3,4-dioxygenase-like. Gene Ontology annotation, molecular function: 3-hydroxyanthranilate 3,4-dioxygenase activity; iron ion binding. The record is from RefSeq and is a predicted model, not a curated record. NCBI's taxonomy places the organism in Eukaryota, Metazoa, Arthropoda, Thecostraca, Balanomorpha, Balanidae. The coding region runs from base 66 to 950 and encodes 294 amino acids. Gene Ontology annotation, biological process: 'de novo' NAD+ biosynthetic process from L-tryptophan; quinolinate metabolic process. The transcript has 6 exons. Gene Ontology annotation, cellular component: cytoplasm.
CGGAGUCGUCUGUGUCGUGGAGAGCGCCGUGCCGCCUCGUCCGGCCGAGGGAUAUCUGUGUUACCAUGGCGACCAAGACGACAACGGCGCAGUGGAUCGACGCUAAUAAAGCGUCGUUCCUGCCCCCGGUGUGCAAUAAAAUGCUACACGGCGAUGGCCAACUGAAGGUCUUCUACGUUGGUGGCCCGAACGUGCGAAAGGACUUCCACCUGGAGGAAGGAGAGGAGGUGUUCUACCAGAGGCAAGGCGACAUCAACGUCGUGACCCUGCAAAACGGCGAGUUCAAGGACAUCAAAAUCAAGGAAGGGGAGAUUUUCUUGCUCCCGGGUAAGAUCCCGCACUCGCCGCAGCGCUACCAGGACACCACGGGGAUGGUGAUCGAACGGGAGAGGGUCAAGGACCAGGAGUACGACUGUCUUAGAUACUACGUGGGCGAGACAACAAACAUUUUGUGGGAGCGCUGGUUCUACUGCGUUGACCUCGGGUCACAGCUCGGGCCGGUCAUCAAGGACUUUUUCGACUCUGAGGAGCACCGCACCAACCAGCCGGGACUCGGAUCCUUCAUGUGUCCGGCGUACUUCGAACCGGAUCCAGUCAGACAGACGGAGGAGCCGUUCUCGCUGCAGCAGUGGAUCACUAAACACCGCUCUGAACUGGACUCCGAGGGCAGUAAGCGGCUGUUCGACCUCACCUACCAGACCGAUGUGCUCGCGCUGGGGGAGGGCAAGCUGAAGGCGCACAACCCGCGCGCCGAGACCUUCCUCUGGCAGAUCGAGGGUAGCUGCGAGGUCGAGGUGGCCGGUGAGCUGCACACCCUGGAGGCCGACUCCACGCUCCUGGUGCCCGCCGACGCCGUGUUCACGUCCUCCCGGCCCGAGGGCGGCGUCACAAUGAGCAUCACCAUGGACCCGCUGACCAAAAGCCGGGCCUUCGGCCACCUAAACCAGUGAUUGACAUCUCCUAGCGCCAUCACAAUGGGCUGACCAGGGACGAAGCGUCCGGUCACCUGAACCAGUGAAAUACGACCUCCGGGCAUGCGUAGAACAGUGGAAAAAGACACCUGAGACUGAAAGACAGCUUUCGGAUACUACGACAGUGAACCACGCCCUCCAGACAUUUGUGACAGUAGACCACAGCAUCCGAGACAGUGGACCGCGACAUCUGAGACAGUGGACCCACGACAUCUGAGACGAUGGACCGCGACAUCUGAGACGGUCGACCCUCGACAUCUGAGACGGUGGACCGCGACAUCUGAGACGGUGGACCCACGACAUAAGAGACAGUGGACCCACGACAUCUGAGACGGUGGACCGCGACAUCUGAGACGGUCGACCCUCGACAUCUGAGACGGUGGACCGCGACAUCUGAGACGGUGGACCCACGACAUAAGAGACAGUGGACCCACGACAGCUGAAACGGUGGACCGCGACAUCUGAGACGGUGGACCGCGACAUCUGAGACGGUGGACCGUGACAUCUGAGACGGUUGACCGCGACAUCUGAGACGGUUGACCGCGACACCUGAGACGGUCGACCCUCGACAUCUGAGACUGUGAACCACGACAUCUGAGACAGUGGACCCUCGACAUCUGAGACAGUGGACCCUCGACAUCUGAGACAGUGGAGUAGACCACGACCUUCGAACGCCUGAGACGGUCGCCCAUGACUUUCGAACAUCUCAGACAGAAGCCCAUGACUUUUGAACGCCUGAGGAAAUGGCUCACGACUUUCGAACGCCUGAGACAGUGGAACACGACACCUCAGGCACUGGACUAUUACACCUGUGACGAUGAACCACGACCUCUGAGACAAAGAAACACAAACUUCGACUGCGUGAGCCGCAACGGUGAAGGUAUGACGUUCGAAGGUUGAGCAGGCACAGGGAAUAGCAGCGACACUUAAAAGUGGGCGGCGCGUGACAAUGCAAAGGACAGCAAAGGUCAGGGACCAAAAGUGCAAAUGUGUUAUCAAAAGGAGUGCACAUUGUGCCGAAGUUUAUGCUACGUAGAAUGGCUUUUUGGGGAAAGUGCAAUCUAAUUGGUAGAUGCCUGGAAGUGCUAAUGCUAGGCUGUGCUUCAUGUAUUAGUGAUGUGCUUCCUGUCCGUUAUACAGGGUGAUCCAAAAAUUUUGGAACCCCUAAUUUAAAAUGUCUAUAAGUCCAAAAGUAUUCAUUUUAUUGACAAAUUGCAAACACCAUUAGAAAAAGCAUUAAAUCCUCUAUAAAACCACGUCAAGUUGGUGCAUGUAUGCUGUAAUCGCCAAUUGUUAACAAUGCACUGAAAUCCGUUAGCACUCCAUCUGUUGUUUUUUACGAACAACACCACAUACAAAUUCAAUUUUACUACAUACAGGUUUACGCAGAAGCACACAAUGAAACAGAUACACGCAUCCUAGCUUCCGCUGUUCAUCUCAGCAUGUGCUCAAACCGAGCUCCGUGGGCCGUCACGCAGGCCUGCAGUCGCUUGCGGACGGCUCAAACUGCGCGGGCCAGCAGUCUCUGGGACAACUGGUCCCAGCAGGCCGUCAGCCUUUCCUUCAGCUCCUCGAUGGUGCUGAUCCUCUUGACCUCUGUACACCAUUCGCUCCAGUUCGCUCCACACGAAUAAGUUAAAAGGGUCGAGGUCAGGACUCUGCGGUGGCCAGGCAUCUGGCUCGAUGAAGGCCGAGCAGGCCUGUUCCUGAAACUCGACCACUGAGUGGGCCGUGUGGCACGGAGCUCCGAAUGACAUUUUUUUGCUCCUGUUGAAAUUUAAAUUCAUUACAAUAGCACGUAAAUGAGCUAUUUUUAUUCAUGAACCUCCGACAUGCGACAUUGUCAGAACAGCAAACCGCAAAUCAGUGAUUCGCGGAUAAUGUUGAAAACCGUUUCACUGAUUUUCGUGACACAAAUUUUAUAGGCAUACAACUAGGGUACCUAAUAUUUAUAGUAAUAGUUAAGUUCAAUUAACUUGAUUUUAUAGAGAAUUGAACGCUCUUUCUAAUGAUGUUAACAAUUUGUCAAUAAAGUGAAAACUUUCGGACUUACAGACAUUUUAAGUUAGGGGUUCCAUUUUUUUUUAGAUCAUCCUGUAAGUACUCAUACUCGUCAUGUUGUAAAGUUCAAAACUGUGAUGAAAUAAAUCAAAACAUUAUAACAUUUGCUUUUGAAAUUCAUGCAUUAUUGCUUGAAAUAUGCAUUGGACGUACCUAUAUAAAAUACACCAAUAACCAACAA